Hyaena hyaena (striped hyena) is the source of this 4702-nucleotide messenger RNA. RefSeq names its product homeobox B6 (gene HOXB6). Lineage: Eukaryota; Metazoa; Chordata; Mammalia; Carnivora; Hyaenidae. Gene Ontology annotation, biological process: regulation of transcription by RNA polymerase II; anterior/posterior pattern specification. The transcript is spliced from 3 exons. The coding region runs from base 3387 to 4061 and encodes 224 amino acids. The record is from RefSeq and is a predicted model, not a curated record. Gene Ontology annotation, molecular function: DNA-binding transcription factor activity, RNA polymerase II-specific; RNA polymerase II cis-regulatory region sequence-specific DNA binding. Gene Ontology annotation, cellular component: nucleus.
UCGGAGCACUGUCGUCCUUCAGGGCUCCAGCCUCUUGAUAUUUUUAUACUUCAGUAUCACUCGAUAAAGAAAAAGAGAGAGGGGAAGAGAGAGGGAGAGGAAAGAAGAGAGAGAGGGAGAGAGAGAGAGAAGGAGGGGGUGGGAAUUACACAAAAGAGAGAACCAAAAAUAAUUUUAAUUUCUAAGUUGAUUUGCUUGCUGAUCUGGGAUUUUAGUCAUCAUGGAGGGUAAAUGGACAAUCUGCCCAGGACUGCAGCCUGAUACCAUUUUUCAAAGCCAGAACUUACUCCAUUUUCUAUGCAAAUAUCAGAAAAGCGAAACACCCUCUCUCCCAAGUCAGAGAAGGGGAAGCGACGGCUCUCAGGUUGGGACAAUAUUAUCUGGAAGAUGAAGAAGAAACAGAACGCUUCCCCCCCUCCUUCCUCCUCACCCCUUUCAACCGGAGGAAAGAAAUCCCAAGGUCUACAAAGGCAAAAACCUCUCCCUGCGGUUACCGGUACAGGAGAAUUUUACUCAUGAGCUGAGCACAACUCGGAUAUUUCCCUGGGAAAUGAAAAUGCGUGCGCGUCCAGGGGAGCUCGGAUUCACAGCACAGAAUGUUACAAUUAUAAAUUCUGCCUGUGGGGUUUCUGUACAGUCCUUCUGCUGUGUCCUCAAGACUUGGUACACAUUUAUAUCCAUCUCUCUAUAUACACUCUUCCACCGUGGGGCUGGGAGACACACCCCAGACUGGCAGACGGCUGUGCCUGCUGGGUAUUUACAUAUUCCCCCUUGGAGACAGACAGACGGCGGUGGACCGAACCACAGACAGAUUCGUAGAGAUCUGGCUCCAGAGACCAGGCGGCCUCUGGCCGGGCCCGGCCCGUCUGCUCUUUCUCCCAAACAAACGGAUCAGACGAAUAAACGCUCAUAAAUACCUCUGGGCUUAGAUAAGAGCGAUGAGGCGCUAUUUCCUUUCAUGCCGGACUCCAGGCGCCCAGGCCCUGCCUCUGGGGCUCCAUCUCACGACAGGCAACCUGCAGAGGUGAGGUUAAUUUGGGGACGUGACUCUAAGGGACGAGGCGAUUGUUUUCAUGCUUCUCUAUCAGGGAUGUCUCCCUCUCUUACAGCAUCCUACUUACUCCCGACUCUACAGCAAAGCCCACACUGUCCAUUUCUAGGAAGGGGACGUUGUGACCAGGGAUGAGGCAGGACAGAUACGGCCCAAGGCCCAGCCUCGGCGGCAAGGACGAGAGAGGUGCAUACAGGCACUCUCCUGACCUUGCUCCCCUGGCCCAAAUGUUCCCAAUUCCUCUGUAGGAGUGGGCCCAAUCACAGCUAGAUUGGGACACCUACCAUUCUUCAUCAUUAGAAGACUUGAGUUUAUUUUCUCAAAUUUUGAUUACUACCCGCCCCCCCCCCCCCGCCUCCGAAUUGGGCUAGGAAGUGGUUGGUGAGACAUCCAGAGAUCACCAUGUGGCCAUGAAGGUAUAGCCUAGAAGUUGUCCUGAGUUCCGGGAUCCUUGUAGGCCACGGGGCGACCGACCAAUUUCCCACUUUGGGCCACCAAGCUCAGCGCUUUCCCUAGUAUCCCAACCACUUUCCUUGGAAUCCUGGGCCAUCUUUAGUGGGCAAGCCUGGCCCACGAAAAGGAGCCCAAAGCACAAGACGCCCCCCUUCCUCGUCAGAUAUUGUCACAUGUCCUGGCUCAUUCCUGAACCCAGGUCUGAACAUUAUCAACCUUUACUGCCUGGCUUCCAUGAGCCUAGUUAGAGUGUUGAAAACAUACUGUGACUCAGUCUUCCAGCCUGGCUUCAAGGCUCAUUUUCCCUAGAUGGGGGUGGGGGUGGGGGGGGGGAGAUGAACAGAGAUGAGCACUCUUUCUCACACCCAAGCCUGUGCAGCAGCAAAGCUGGUGAUACAAAUGUGAGCUGUGGGAGGGACUGGAGAGUCGCUGAGAGCCUGACCCAAGGGUGGUGAGCAUCUGGAGAGGGGAGUCAGGCUGAUAGUUGUAAGCUGCCUGCUGAGCCCCCCGCCCCGCAGCACCUGACACACCUCUCCCUCCUUACAAAACUGAGCCCAAACCAAGUCUUGGGAAAGAAAUCAUUUUAAAAAGAACUGCCAGCUUCUGGAGAGACCUGGAAAAGGAGUAGGGGCCCCUCUCUUCCCGGCUGUCUCUGCCGCAAAUAUUAGGCAGUUUUUGACGACCCAGAAUAGAGGACGAGCAAUGUCUUCCCUGUAACCCGAUGUGCUGCGAUAUCUUUGCUUCUUAAGAAUCUGUAGCCCAGGAUAUUCUAAUGAUGGGGGGCGGGUAGAGGGUGGGGGUGGAGUGAGGGUUGCAGGCAGGGUAGGGAUCAGAGGAAGCUAGGCAGGGGGAUGCCCCUUCCUCUUCCUCUUCCUAUCCCCCAAGUGAGAAGACUAGUCCCUUUUCCCCAGCGCCCCUUCUCAUGCCAAGAGCAAGCAGUACAUGCUGGAACCAGGCAGGAUGUCUGGGGCAGCCCCUGUAACCUUCCAAGAAGCUAGCUCCUAGCCUAGCCUGGCUUCACCCAGCCCCAGAGCCGGAGGGCUCACACCCUCCUCCCAUUUCCCAGCCUUCUGGGUCCUCUGGGCCGCAGGCUCUGGCCUGCCCUCCGGCCCAUAGGAAUUGUGAAGACGCGAGAAUAAUAAACCCAGGCUUGGAGGAGACAGACUAGACCUGGGAAGCAGGAAAAAACAGUUUCACCUGGGAAGGGGAGCGUUUCUUCUUCUUCUUCGCCUCUUUCUGAAAACGAUGCUAACUAGCCAACUCUUCUCCUUUCCUACCCACACAAAACCCUAGAAGCAAACCUUUUCCUUGAGUCCUCUCCUCCCCACACGGAGAUUCAUUCCGGGGACAUUUACCCACCCUUCCCUUGAGGGAACCGGGCUGAAGCAACGCAGGGGUUAACUUUUCUGAAAACACAAUUAACUUUUUCCUCUCCUGCGUGGGGAGGGGAGGGAUAUAUUUAUUUAAUCACUGGGGGAUGGCGUGGUCUCAAUCCACAUGCUCCCUCCUCCCUCAAAGGCACAGACGCCUCUCUCGCAGAUCCUACGUAGGUGGGGGACGCGUUGUGUUGUCGGGGAGAGAGAGAGAGAAAGGAGAAGGAGAAGAAGGAGGAAAAAAAAAAAAGGUUGAUAGGUUUGUGCGCGGGUCCCUCGCGCGGGCUGCGCUCCUCCUGGGUGCUAUUUGACAAUUCCUGCCUCUGCUAUUGGUCAGUGUUGGAUCAGAUGGUUGUAUUUCCUUCUGGCCCUCACUGGCACCUCGCCAUCCCCCCUCAGCUAAAACCCAAUCUCAGAUAUACUACUAAUAGGCGCGGCGCUCGGACUAUAAAACACAACAAAUCAUAAACCCGGCGGAGCAGCAGCGGCCGAGCGCGCCUCCCCUCCCAAUGAGUUCCUAUUUCGUGAACUCCACCUUCCCCGUCACUCUGGCCAGCGGGCAGGAGUCCUUCCUGGGCCAGCUACCGCUCUACUCGUCGGGCUAUGCGGACCCGCUGAGGCACUACCCCGCGCCCUACGGGCCCGGGCCCGGCCAGGACAAGGGCUUUGCCGCUUCCUCCUACUACCCGCCGGCUGGCGGCGGCUACGGCCGAGCGGCGCCCUGCGACUACGGGCCGGCGCCGGCCUUCUACCGCGAGAAGGAGUCGGCCUGCGCGCUCUCGGGCGCCGAAGAGCCGCCCCGGUUCCACCCCGAGCCGCGGAAGUCAGACUGUGCGCAGGACAAGAGCGUGUUCGGCGAGGCGGAGGAGCAGAAGUGCUCCACGCCGGUCUACCCGUGGAUGCAGCGGAUGAAUUCGUGCAACAGUUCCUCCUUUGGGCCCAGCGGCCGGCGCGGCCGCCAGACCUACACCCGCUACCAGACCCUGGAGCUGGAAAAGGAGUUUCACUACAACCGCUACCUGACGCGGCGGCGGCGCAUCGAGAUCGCGCACGCCCUGUGCCUGACCGAGCGGCAGAUCAAGAUCUGGUUCCAGAACCGGCGCAUGAAGUGGAAAAAGGAGAGCAAACUGCUCAGCGCGUCUCAGCUCAGUGCCGAGGAGGAGGAAGAAAAACCAGCCGAGUGAAGGCGUUGGAAAGGGAGGGGGGACGCGAAGGGAGCGGCCUGUGGGGAGCCGAGGGCCUCGGAGAGCCCCGAGAAGGCUCUGCGGGCGGGGGACCCGGGGGACCUGCCGUCUAGCGCACGGCACGUGCGGGGGCCCAGCGCCCUCGGGGACGCCCCCGCCCGCAGAGCUCUCACCGGGCGCUGGGAGGCCCUGCCGCCUGAGCGCACCCAGCACCCUGAGCGCCCCCUCCAUCCCUGCGGGACCCGCUUCGGCCCCGUCAGGCUCCCCUGUUGAGAACUGAGGACCGGACUCACUUGAUGUUUCCUGGAAGCAGAGCAAAAUGCUCUUGUCUGUGUCGCGUCUCAUUCCGUCCAUGUCCCCGGUGCACGGUUCAAUGGUAGAUUCGCAGUCCCCUCAGCGGGGGCCUCGAAGACUCCCUGACCCCAGACCUCUCUCCCACCCCCACCCUAAAGCCACUGGAAGGAGCACAUACUACCUAGAAGUAAGAAGAGGAGCCUCAGAAGAAAACAAAGUUCUAUUUUAUUAAUUUUCUAUGUGUUGUGUUUGUAGUCUUGUCUUAGCUCUGGACGUGAAAUACUUCGGUAAUAAUAUUAAUAUUAUUAAUGAUGAUGAUGAUGAUGAUAAUAAAGACGUUAAAACUC